Messenger RNA from Letharia columbiana, 987 nucleotides. RefSeq lists its product as uncharacterized. NCBI's taxonomy places the organism in Eukaryota, Fungi, Ascomycota, Lecanoromycetes, Lecanorales, Parmeliaceae. The transcript has a single exon. Gene Ontology annotation, molecular function: protein kinase activity; ATP binding. The record is from RefSeq and is a predicted model, not a curated record. Gene Ontology annotation, biological process: protein phosphorylation. The coding region runs from base 1 to 987 and encodes 328 amino acids.
AUGGUGUGGGUGACCGGGGGAGGCAGAGAACCAGGCGUGAAGAGCCGCGGCCCCAUUAGAGAGCGCGGAAUCCGUGGACCCUCGGAAACACACGGUUCAGUCGUCGUGAAAGAGAGCUAUGACAAGCUCCGACACAUCGGCGAAGGCGGCCAGGGCAAGCUCUGGGUCGUCAAGAGGAAAAGCGACAAGAAGGUCUUGGUGCGCAAAGAACAGAAACGCUUCGAAAUGCAGGGUGCCAUACCCUGCGAGAUGUACCUUUUCGAAUCGGUACUGACCCGCCACCCUAGCAUCAUCGGGUUCGAUCACGCUAACUAUGUAGAGGCUAAUGGCUCCAGGGGUUCCUUGGUCUUGUACUUCGAACACUGCCAGGGGGGCGAUCUGAGUGAGUAUACCCCUAGAGGAAGAGAGGGGGGUGUCUCAGAGGAUUUCAUGUGGCACUGCUUCAUCCAGCUUGCGGACGCGAUUGCGUUCCUUCACUAUGGCUACAACCGCUUCGCACGAUAUCCCAGCUCCCCGCCUCGGGAGUGGAAGAGAGUCGUGCACCGGGACAUCAAGCCCCCCAACGUUUUCCUCCGCCGCGAACCCACAAGCCGGAACCCCGUCCCGGAAGUCGUGCUCGGAGAUUUCGGCCUCGCGACAAUGGAGGGAGUGACCUAUGGAGGCGGAACGAAGGAGUGGAUCGGCCCCGAGAUUCCCUUGAUGACGAAAGAGAACGACGUUUGGGGCUUAGGGUCCAUCAUCCAUGCUCUGGCCCACGGUAAAGGCCCGGUUUCGUGGCCCCCUAGGGAUUGGCCCAGAGGGGAGGCCGCGGAGGAUAGGUGGUAUAGAUCUCCCAGGGCGAGGCAGCCGAAACCGCUCCCCAAGGGCUAUUCGAGUACGUUGAAUCGGAAUAUGAUGGAUUGUUUAGUUAAGGAUCCGGCCAAGAGGAUUAACAGUCUGCAACUGGUGAAGAACUUGGUGGCGGAACGGUCAAAGGUGAGGCGCUGA